AUGGCGAACCCUAAGGCGGCCAAGAAGAAACGGCCACCGCCGCCACCACCGUCGAGGCUGGCGCCAUGGUAUCCGGCGGUGGUAGCCAUGGGCGUCGCCGUCGCGCUAGCUUUUCUAGCAAAAGCUCUGGCGCCGCCGAUACACUUCCUGUCAACCUACAACCGCAACCAGAUGAAGGACGUCUUUCUCGGCAAAGGGAUGUGGGUGGUUCUCUGCAGCGGGGAGGGCGCGGGCUACGACGCAGUGUACAAGAGGUUCGGCACGGCCUCCAAGGCCAUGACGGGCUCAGCCAAGUUCGGUGUCGUUGACUGCGCGGGCUCGCUGCCCUCUGGCAAGAGCAUCCUCCAGAAGUUCGACCUUUCGGAGGAAGUGAAGCCGGUUCUGUUCGUCACGGGCGCCGGGCUGACGCCGGCCCAGGCCUCGAGCCGCAACAUGGAGACGCACGCCUCCCUGCUCAAGUGGGUGCAGGUCAUGGCGACGCCGGGGGCGUCCCCCGUGACGUCCACGCGCGAGCUGGAGAGCAAGUGUCUGAAGAAGGAGCGGUGUGCUUUGGUCAUGAAGGCGGGACCGCUUGAGGACGAUGUGAAGGAUGCCUUCAAGGAUCUCAUGGGCAAUCACCGCAACCUCAAAUUCGUGAGCAUAGACUCGACGAAGCUGGAGACGUCCCUCGAGAAGAAGCUGGGCAUCAAGCCCGUCGACGGGUCUCACCAGCUGGUGCACUUCAUUCGCUACAACGUCACGGGGAAAGUGAAGGUGGGCACGCCUCGCUGGGGAGUUCAGCUAUACAGCGGAGCUUUAGAGACGGCCUCGAUGUCGGUGUUCAUCGAAGGGGCGGCGAUAGUGGGAACCAAGGAAGAGACGGCGCUCACACGCCUCCCCACGGUGAUGACCCGCAAGGAGCCCAAAGCGAAACCGCCGCCGCCGCCGCCGAAGGCGGAAGGGGGGGAGGGAGGGGGCGCGUCAGCCGAGGGGCUGGGGGGGGCGGGGAAGUACGAGGGGAUGGACAAGGAGAAGUUGUUGGAGGCUUUCCGGAAGAAGCAGGCGGAGCGAGAGGUCGCGCGAAGAAAAGAGAUGGACGAAGAGGCGGAUAACUUCCUCUUCGAGGCGGUGGACGAGGGGGAUCAAGAGGGCAUUGCGGGGGAGACCUUCGGGUUAGAAGAAGACGGGGAUGGGGACAAGGAGCAGGAGGAAGAGGAGGAGGAGGAGGAGAUCGUAGACCUAGACGAAAUGUGAUACGUGCCGGUCACGUUGUUGAACACAUGUGGAUUGCUAUUAUAGCUUUGGCUCUAAUUGGAUCCGAUUCUUUGUGGCCCAAGCUCGCCUUGCGUGCGAAAUUUGUUACGAUGGUCAUGCGCGUUAGGUCGCGGAGACCCUCGGGGGGCAAACUGUUUUCUGAGCUGUGACCCCGUGUUCUGCAAGAUCUUCCCUGCUACAUGUAUGCAU
This is a messenger RNA of Ectocarpus siliculosus, 1443 nucleotides long. The record is from the annotation of a GenBank genome assembly. Lineage: Eukaryota; Phaeophyceae; Ectocarpales; Ectocarpaceae.